Messenger RNA from Plasmodium fragile, 4572 nucleotides. RefSeq lists its product as uncharacterized. The record is from RefSeq and is a predicted model, not a curated record. Gene Ontology annotation, molecular function: protein binding. The coding region runs from base 1 to 4572 and encodes 1523 amino acids. NCBI's taxonomy places the organism in Eukaryota, Apicomplexa, Aconoidasida, Haemosporida, Plasmodiidae. The transcript is spliced from 8 exons.
AUGCUGCUGGACCUGUCGAACUGCAACCUGAGGAGCCUGGAGGACUCCGACCUGAUCCUGGAAAAGCUGAUCGAGCAAAACGCAGACUACACAAGUGUGACCUACCUAGACGCAUCCCACAACUCCAUCCGGUCACUAAAAGGAUUGAGCUGUUUUGAAAAUUUGAAGAUCUUAAACAUUUCAUACAAUUUGUUAAAGUCGUUAGAUGGAGACUUCAUCCCCUCUUCCACCGAAAAAAUAAUUGCUCACCAUAACGACCUCACAGACAUAUGUUUUAAGGGGGUGAAGAAAUUCUCAGGGGGUAGUGAAGGGAAAGAAGUACAAAGGGAUUCUUACCAUGGGGGUAAGAUGAGACAGGAGGGUAAACCUAAGUGCGGUGUACAACCUACGCGUGUUUCUUACCCGGAAGAGAAAGGAGAGGAUUCAUCACCCAGUUCUUCUUACAAUGACACCUACAGAAAUAACGUACUAAAUGAAAAAGUAUUUUACACGAAUAAAGAUUUACCACUGAACAGGUUGGCAUUCCUAGAUGUGAGCUUUAACAAGAUUAAAAAACUCACCACGUUUGAAAGGUACCUACAUAUUAUUAACAAAAAGAAUGAACAGGGCAACCUCGAAGGAGGGUACUCAGAUGAGGGACACAUAAAAGACUUUAUUACGAAUAAGACUGAGCAGGAUGUCAUGCUUUUAUUUUUUAACUCCUUAGAUACUCUUUACCUUCGAGGGAAUAAAUUGACCAACUUAAAAGGACUCAGUGUGUUUAAGAAUUUGAAGGUGUUGGACCUCCGUUCUAAUCUGAUUAACCACCCGGUGCAAUUGUUUUACCUCCUCGAUAAUGAAAAUUGGCUGAAGCAAUAUAAUGAGAAGGCUAUGAGGACAGAGGAUGCCUUUUCUUCGUGUUCCCCUCCUCUCCUGUCCUCCUCCUCGAGUGGCUGCUACUCAUACUUCCGCUCCGUUUUACAAAAGUACAAAAAUUUGAAGUGUGUACAAAAUGUGUUCCUGCGUGGGAACCGGCGCGUGCUCAAGCCCAAGCAUUUAUUCCUCAGCGUGUGCGACGUCCUCAGGUGCGCCAACACGCGCGGCAGGUUCACCACGGACGUCUCCCUGGAGGGGGAGAACGAACAAGAGCAGCAGGGGGGGGGAGAGAAUGCGCUAGCGGAGGGAGAGGACGACCUGGUGGGCGAUAUCCUCAGCGCCGCCAGCCAAGUGGAGGACAGCCAAGUGGAGGACAGCCAAGUGGGGGACAGCCAAGUGGAAGCCAGCCAAGUGGAGGACAGCCAAGUGGAAGCCAGCCAAGUGGAGGACAGCCAAACGGAGGAGACGGCGUCCGAGGGAGGAUACCUAGACGAGGGGUACUUAAGCGGGGAUCGCGCAGGUGGAGGCGAUUCACAUGAGACUGCUUCAGAUGGGGCCGAUUCAGACGAGGUCUACUCAGAGGAGUCCCUCAUCGGGGGAGACCGCCUGGGCAUGUCUCUCAGCGAUAAGGGCAAGGAACCGGGGGGACAGGUGCAGAAAUUAAUAAAGACGGUGGAGGAGAGUUUGGACGAGAGUUUGACCUCCAACCAGACAAGAGGAGAGCGGAAUGCCCGAGAGAAGGUCAGCGAGUCAAACAGCUUGGUGAAAAGAACGGUACUCCCGCACGGCGCAUGUGAGUUGCAGGAAACGAGUGCAUACCGCUACCUAAGGGAAGAGGAGAGGGACGACGAAGACGAGGAUGAAGCAGACUGGGACGAAGUACGCAACGAUUCUGCCCCAUCAGAGGACGUACGCGAACAUUAUGCCCCAUCAGAGGAACACAUAGAAAAGCUAAUUCACAACUUAAACAGAUGCGUGUCCACCAAUGCAUCACAAGUGGUACCCCCCACAAGUGGAAGGACAAAAGAUGAAGUGAAGGAGCGACGUUUCUGUGAGAAGGAACCUCCUUACAUGAUGGAGGAGAAGUGUGAGAGGAAAGAAAUUAAUGAGGUGGGAAAAGGCCAGGGGGUGAAGGCCUUAAGCACAGAAGGUGAAUGUGGGUCGACGUAUGAAGGAAUGGUCAGGCAGCAGGGGCUCGGCGAUACGUCAUGCGAGGAAGUGGAGGAGGAUCAGUCGGAAGUUGAGGGGAAUGAAACGAGUAGCUCCUUCUCCUCCGUCGUGAAUACCAACCAGGCGAAGAACGCAUUAAAGGAAAUCCUCAUCAGCAGCAAUGGGUUGGAGAGGUACAGCUCCUAUGAUUCUUCCUCCAUGGGCAGCGACGUUUUUGAAGGCGACUCGGAUGAGGAGAGCACACGGGGGGAUAAUAAAAAGGGGGAAGUUACACAGGAGCAGAAUAAACAGGGGAAUAAUUGGAGUGGAAAAGGCGUGAGUGCAAAUCAAAUUAGGGUUGCACCCAACAAGGGUAGACAUACCGAUGAAGCCUUAACUGCUCCUAUUAAGCGCGAACACAAACGUGGAGUAAGCAACGGAGGAGUUACCCCCAACGCGCCAUUCUACAACGACCCCGUGGUAAGGAGGGGCAUUCAGGUGGACAAAACCAGAGGAGCAGAUGAAGCAAAUGAUGAGAAGGCGAAAGGGUUAAUUAAAAAGAGGACUCUCGAUGAUGAAGUGCAUGUGGAGAAUGUUAAGACAGCAGCUGCUGGGAGGGAUACAAAAAAGGAAUGUCUUAAUGGAAGCAGAAAAUCACAGAGUGGGGGGAAGUUUGCCUUGGUGAAUAAGGUAGUACAUGGAAGGAGACGCAACGUGGAGAACCCACCACGCGAGAAAAGCACAGUGAAGAGAGAGGACGGAAAGCACUGCGCGGGUGCACAGAGUGGAGCGGUGAAAGGAGGGGGAAAUACUUCCAAGGAGGGAGCAAGAAAUGAGACAAAAUUGCGUGACGGAGAGGUGCACAACAGCGAGAUGCACGACCGCGAGAUGCACAACAGCGAGACGCAGGAGGAGAAGAAGAAGAAAAAGAACGCGCUGAUGGAGCUGCUAAAAUUAGACCUAGGUAAAGGUGACAAGGGGAAGAGACGUGGAAGAGGAGACAAGAGUAACGACUCAUGUGUACGCAAGUCGCAGGAUAAAAAAUGCGGCUACUCUGCAUCUCUCAAGUCAGAGUCCACAGAUGUAACCGAGAGGGAUUCACAUAAGCGUGUCCUCAAGGGGGAAGAGAAGCUCCUCAUGAAUUCCCCUUACGGUAAUGACUUCGAGGAGCUGAAUAGGUCAAGGGGGAUCAGUGUCUACGCGUACCCAAUUCGCAUACAGGAAGGCACUUCUGUACGAGGGGAGCUCGCAGAAGGAAAUGGAGACGGAAGCCAUAAUAAAGAAAGCAGCCAUGAGGAAUUAAACAAGCGUGAGGAAAGAUAUCAGGACGAGGGGCCCGCCCCCUCGAGCAUCGCCGAAAUUUUACAGAAGCUGAGCGACCUGCAAGCGUCGAGCGAGAAGGACGCAACCCUCAACAAUAGCCUGGCCAUGCACCUGAAGGAAGUUUGCCUCACGCUGGGCAAAGAAAAGCAACAGAGCGACAUCCUCUUAAGCCAAAAUGAGAAGCUUCAAACAGAAAUAAAGCGAUUAAAAGAGAGUAAGAAAAAAUUAAAAACGAAAAUGAAAAAAUUAGAAAACUGUUAUAAGCAAAAGUGCACAGUUGUUAAGAGGUACCAGAACAUGAGACACAAGUUCAAACUGGCUGAACAGGAUCAGGUGGACAUACCCGACGACGACAUGGAUCAUCAGAACAAAUACAUCGAGAACGCUAUGGAGCAGCUUUACAAUGUGUUCUCCGAAGUGUUUGGGGAAAACCACGUUAUGACGAAGAGAAUAGAGAGCUUAGCCAAUGUAUACAUAAAAAAGGAGAAGAGCGUGGAAAUACAAAUGGUCACCCAGAGGAAGCAAUUGGAGCUUCUAAAAAAUGUAGAGGACAUCGUAAAAAAGAAAAACGAAUACUACUACGAGUUGCAAAAGAAGAACGAAAUUAUUACAAGCUUAAAUAGCAAUUUGGCCAAAAUAACACAAAGCGUCGCGGACAUGAAGAAUGGCGUUCUCGAAAGUGAAAAAAAGAUGAAAGACUUGACGACGCAGCUGGCAAAGAAGGAUGCCCUCCUGAAAGAAUUCGAAACAAAAAACAGCCAAAUGAUGGACGAAAAGGAGAAGCUGUUUCAGAAGGAACGAGCGCAGCUGCUGGAGUUACUCAAUGAUAAAGACGACAACGUCAAAAACGUGAAGCACUACAAAGAAGAAAUAAAAUGCCUGGAAGACAAACUGAAAAAAUAUUUGGACCGAAAUGUACACAAAAUACAUGACAAGAACUACGAACUUAUGGUGGACAAGCUGCAUGACGAACAAAUAAAAAUGCACUCCCUGUUGACCGAAAAGGAAAAAAUUAUUAAUGAGAAAAACAUUCAAAUUGAGAACUUGGAGUCCCAGUUGCAGUCCUGGGCCGACGAGGCCACGAACUGGGUGGUCGUGGCGGACAAGCACACUACACUAAUAACAAACCAUAACAUAUUAAAGAAAAACUACGAAGAGCUCAAAUAUAAAUAUAUCAUGGACAUGAAAUACGUCCAAACGAACAAAAAUGAGAAAGUUAAGGAGCUCAUACGGAAGUAUGCUUAG